UUUGAAAAAGUUUUUGGUUAGUAGUUAGUAGUACAAAGUCAUUUUAAGUUGUUUUAGGGAAAAUUAGAGAGUUUUUCUGGUGUGUUGUGUUGACAGUCAUGUGGUAUUAGCUGACAAUUACUGCAAAAUAGAGGUAAAAAGAAAAAACUGAAGAAAAACUUCCUGGUCUACUUUUCUGCAGUGAGGAAGUUGUAUGUCUUGUUAAUUUAACAGGUCAGUGAAGGUGAGAAGUGGAGUAAUAAGCCUCUCAGAGGAGGAAACAGUGAUGUAACACCAGCAAAUACAGUCACUGUGUGUUCUUUUGCUGUUAUAACAUGAUUAAUAAGCUGUGGGUUUCCCAGACACAGAGUGCAGGGGACUUUUUGACCUUUCUCUCCACACUUUUCUCUUUCUCUUCCACAGCCAGUGAUCUUUGCUCCGUUACGCUCUGUGCUCCUGGUCACUGUAUUUUUUUUUUCCUGUAAAAAGCCCUCGUCCUCCCACCCCCCACUUCCCUCCUCCCCCUUUUUAUCUUUCUUUUUUGGACCUCCAGAGGGGGCAGGGUGGGUCAACCCAUUCUCAAUGUCUCCACACACCACAUGUCUCUCUGUGACUGUCCCACUCUGUCCACCGACAUAACCAUCUAAACCGGAGCUAAGAAACGUUUGUUGGUUGUUCUUUUUGGGACACAGAUUGAUGUCAUUUAACUCAAAAGAUAAUUUACUUGAAGUAAUUUUUAGGAGUGGGGGUUUAAAUUUAUUUUUGGGUCCCUGUGUGAUCUAGCUUGUCUUUGUGUUUUUGUUUUUGUUUUUUUGUUUUUUGCUGCCAGACUUGAAUGUUGCCUCUAUCAUCUAUUCUCACAAUCCUCUUGGGACGUAAAGGUUUUAGGAGUGGUAUAAAUUGGUUUCUAUGGUAACACCGUAUUUUCUGGAUCUUUUAAAGGACUGAAGGUUAUCACUGAACAUCCACCAGGUCCAGUGAGCUUUCCUCACCAAUGAGCAGCCAGACCAACGGGGGGGCCAUGGUCCCUCCAGCUAGCAGAGCCCAGAGGACAUUUCUGGAUGAUGUCAUCCUCACCUUCAGUUCACCAAUGGCUUGGCUCCUGGUCCUAGCUCUCAUCCUGACCUGGUCAGGUGUAGCUAUUGUUCUGUUUGAUCUCCUUGAUUAUGACACUCUUGCAGAGUACACAUCAUACUGUGACGACCCCGUGUGUUUACCUCCCGGUCUUCCUCCUCCUUCUGCUAUCGCCAAGAGAGGCAUGAAGGCCAGAGCUGGUGGUCGUCCACUCAAAGCCAGGGUUGCUGGUGUCACAGUGAAGGAGGACACAGAUUGGUUGGAGAUGAUCUGGACCUUUGUAACCGGCUUGAUAGCCCCAGAUGAUGAGGAGGAAGCCUUCCACUCUGACGAGGUCUGAGGGAGAGAACGAGAACAAAAGACGACAGGUGAACAGAGAUGGAGAAGAGAGGACAAAAAGAAGCAAAUAGCAAAGAGGGAAAGAAGGAGAAGAAAGUUUAUAAAAGGAAUAAAGGGUGUAAAAUAUGUCAGUACGACAAGUUUAUUAUCAAGUGGACCUUUGUCCUGGUGAAUAAAGACUUGAGAAAUGCAUCCCUGUUUGUUUUUGUUUCCUUCGAGUGGGUGUUGGAAACAUGAGGAACUUGGAACUUGGAGUUCUAGGAAAGCACACACAUACUGUACAGUAGUACGCAGUAAAAUGACCCUUUGAUGAGGCACAGAAGCAUCCAGAUAAAAUGCUCAGCCAACACAUAUGACAACAGACUUUAAAGGGUUCCAGGUUUACUUAAUACCCACCCCCGACCCCCACACACAAGAAAGUGAAAAACAUCUACGAAAACACAUUGUGCAGCACUGUGUUUCGUUCCGUCCUGAAACACCGUGUCAACCGUGUGUCCUCAGCACUACUGUAUGUGCAGUAAAACACUCUGUCACACUGUUGAAACACACUAGAAUGACUUUGCAGCAUUCAACACCGUGCAUUGUUUUGUUUUUUUGUUUUUGUUUCAAAAGCAUCCCCGAGAGAAAUCUUAACACUUGUAGGCAA
Molecule: messenger RNA, 2038 nt
Organism: Cynoglossus semilaevis (tongue sole)
Lineage: Eukaryota; Metazoa; Chordata; Actinopteri; Pleuronectiformes; Cynoglossidae
Product: triadin
Exons: 6
Coding region: 974-1393 (139 amino acids)
Cellular component (GO): membrane; sarcoplasmic reticulum
Molecular function (GO): signaling receptor binding
Source: RefSeq, a predicted model, not a curated record